This is a messenger RNA of Malaclemys terrapin pileata, 1023 nucleotides long. RefSeq names its product alpha-1,4-N-acetylglucosaminyltransferase-like. Bases 1 to 1023 code for a protein of 340 amino acids. Gene Ontology annotation, biological process: protein O-linked glycosylation. The record is from RefSeq and is a predicted model, not a curated record. The transcript has 2 exons. Lineage: Eukaryota; Metazoa; Chordata; Testudines; Emydidae. Gene Ontology annotation, molecular function: acetylglucosaminyltransferase activity.
AUGUUGAAGGAGAUCCAAAUAGUGCUCUGGUUCCUUUUUGUCUUUGUCAUUUCCAUUUUCUAUAAACUCUCCCUGAAGUCUGGCUGCAUCUUCUCUUGCAUGCCUAUUGCUAAGCGAUUCCUGACGCCAGAGGAUGUUAUGAGCCAGAGCAGAAGCAUCAUCUUUGUGGAGAUCACAGAUCGCCUUGAGCCUCUUCCACUGGUUUCAUGUUCUGUGGAAUCUGCUGCCAGGAUCUACCAUGACAGACCUGUUGUUUUCUUCAUGGCAGGGCUGAACAAUAGCACAUGGCUGGAUUCAAAUUCCACUUAUCCAGCCUUCUCACUUUUAUCUGCUAUGAAGAAUGUCUUCAUUUUUCCUUUCCAGAUGGAAACUUUGUUCCAGGAGACACCUCUGCUCGCAUGGUAUCAUAAGGUAAAUGCAGCCCAGGAAAAGUACUGGGUUCAUAUCAGCUCUGACGCCAGCAGACUUGCACUCAUCUGGAAAUACGGUGGGAUCUACAUGGACACAGAUGUCAUCUCCAUGAGGCCUAUUCCAGUGGCAAACUUCCUGGCGGCCGAGGCUUCCAAGGUCUCCAGCAGUGGGGUUUUUGGCUUUCCUCACCAUCACUGGUUCAUUUGGGAUUGCAUGAAUGAUUUUGUUCAAAACUACAAUGGACGCAUUUGGGGAAACCAAGGACCCAUCUUAAUGACGAGAAGGCUGCGAGCCUUGUGCAACCUGACCAAUUUCCAUAAUGUGGAGGAUCAAAGGUGUGGGAACAUUUCCUUCUUACAUCCUCAGCGUUUCUACCCUAUCCCUUACCCAGCAUGGAGGCAGUACUACACGGUUUGGAAGAGAAGCCCUGACUUCAACAACUCCUAUGCUUUGCACCUGUGGAACUUCAUGAACCAGGGACGCAAGACUGCGGUUGCAGGAAGUAACACGUUAGUGGAAAAUCUGUACAAAACAUACUGCCCCACCACUUAUAAGGACCUUAUUCAAGGCACAGAAGGCAGUGGUCAUAUGCAACAAAACAAGACUGAAUGA